UUCCAAUUUUUCCUUGCCCUAAAAACUCCCCCUUUUCUCUUCAGCCGCAACACUUUACUUUCAUCUAUAAUCCAUAAAUUAUCCACUUUUUCCCUCUCAAAUCGCCCUAAAUCAGCUCAAUUUAGCUUUUUCACGGCUGAAAUCUGUUCAAUUUGAAGUUUUUCGACGAAAAAUGAUGAAUUUGAGAGUUUAUGUGAGGGUUUUGUUUGGUGGAGCACAGUGAGGUGAUGGAAGCUUUGAAAGGACCUGUUUUGGUUGAUGUGGAUGUGUCUAAGCUUAUGGGAUCGGAAAGUUUUAGUGGCGGUGCUCGGAAAUUGGAGAGGCCUUCUGUUGCGAUUGCGCCUUCUAUUGAUAGGAUCAGUGGUUCAGUCAGACGAAAAGAGCUAGCUUUUUGGAGUAAGAUGCCCCAGAAUGAAUUUGCUGGUCAGCAAUCCAGCCAUCAUGUUGAGGAUGCUUUAGAAGACCACAGUGUCGGGAAGUCAAAUACUAUUCUUCCGCUGACGCUUGGGCUAGAGGCUGCACAGUCACAUCGGAACUGUGGGAAAGUGGGGAGAAAUAGUACUUCUAAUUCUAAGAGAUCAAGGAUAAUGCAGAUGGAUGCUUCUGUAAAUAAAACCGGUGAAGACGGAAAAGGCAUUUAUACUGAGAUUUCCGCAAAUCUUACAAAUUGCAAAAAUGGAGAGAGGACUCAAAUGCUUAAGCAAAGGCAGAAUUCUAGUGGCAAGAGAAGUGAUAAAAGAAAUGGAAAAGUUACCAAAAGUAAUUUCUCUUUAAAGAGUUUGGUUGGCUUCGGUUCAGCUGCUGGAGGAAGAAACUUUCUCGCCUCCAGAGUCCAGGCUCCAGCGACCGCCGACCAGCAACCAGCAAUCGUGACCGCCGACCAGCGACCGCGACCAGCAAUUUCAACUGCUGCGAUUUCAGGUUUUCAGUUUCUAGUUCUAGGAAUGUAUGGCUUGAAAUCUGAUGUCAUGGAUGUCACAAAAGAUGUAGAUGAUCUGCCUUUGAGGGAACUACUUGAUGGAAGUUAUAAGUGUGCACCUUCUCCCAAAGAUAGGAGAAACAAUGCGUCAAAUUCAAGUGACAGUCUCAUGCAGUUGGUUAGAAAUGCUAACUCCAUGCUUCGAUGCCAGAAGUCUGUACAGAUGCAGAAUUGUUCUAAUGUUGAUAGCAAGCUCUCUUGUCGAAAUGAUGGAGACAAGGGAGAGACCAGGACAGAUAAUCUGUCUUCUUCUGAUCAGGUACAGGAAUACAGUUGCAAGGUUCAAUCAGUUCCGACAAUGUGUCAUGCUCCAUUGUAUACACCAAAGGAUGUGUUGGAGCGCCUUGCGCUUACUCCAUCCAAGGAUUUGGAUUCUUUACUUGUGGAUACAGUCAAGUUUGCAUCUUCAAGAAAUAGCAGUGAUCUUCGACUAAGCAAGCCAUCAUCUCAGCGAAAUGGCUUGCCUCCUUUUCCUUGGUCACAUCCGUGCUCUGGGCAUCCUAAAACUGUUCCGGAUUCAGCUAAAUUAUCUACAAAUAAGAUGGUUUGUCAAGGUAGAUGGGUAAGAGUGGAAAACACUUUGACUCCUCUGAAAGGUUCUACUGGUUUCCUUGAGGAACUGCAAUCACUCACUGACAAUCACAAACUAGUUCCAACAGGAGUUCAAGUGUCUGGGCCUUUAAAAAAUGAAAAUGCUUCAACAAACCGCGAUAGCCUUACUACAUGUGAAAGGAUUUCAUCAUCAUUGGCAGCCAGCAACACUUCAGAAGUUUCACCAGGGGUAUUGGCUGCUGCUGAGACGCUUUGCAGGAUUGCUACACAUUCAACGCUUUGCAAGAUUGCUACACAUUCGUUGAAGCAGAACACUGAGGUAACAACCAAAUCGCUGAAGAAACCUUCUCAGAAGAGCGGUGGCAUGAGAGCAUGUAAAUUGACUGAGAAACCUGAAAAUCAAUUCAUAGCACCAAAACCAGUGGUGGUAUCAAAUAGUCUGGUUGAAAUUGCUGAUGAGAUACUUCCAUCAAAGAAGCUUCGUCUUUCAGUUAACUUCAAAAAACCUGAUAGGAAAGGACCGAUACCUUGUUCAACUGAAUCAAUAAGAUCAACUCCUGUCAAAUCUUUUAGGGAGUCUGAAGGUUUCAGUAACAGCUUUGUAAAUAAACCAUGUACAACGUCCCACUAUACUAGGGUGAUGGAUAAGGCUUAUAGUAGUAGUGACCAGAAGCCGAGGAAGGUAGCCAAUGGAGCGGAGCCAAGGAGAUGACAGAAUGUUGGAGUGAACUCAUUAUGCAGUGAAUCAGACAAGAACUUUUACUGUUGCAUUUGUCUAUUCCUUCUAACUGCUGUUAGACAUGCAAAAUAUGGUAGAAUUUGUAUAGCCUGUCACAUGGAAGAAAUGAAUGUUGUAAUCUUAUGCUGCGUUGGGUUUAGGGUUUAGACGGGGGACCAUUGUGCUUGUGCCAUUACAUGUAACAUGGAUGCCAGAUACAUCGAUAUGCUUUCAGCAUUGCCUCAGUGUACAUCAUUGAUGAGGCAAUAUGGUAGAAAAGUUCUCUCUUUAGCCUCUGGUAUUCCGGGGACACAUUCGUUAUGUGUGUGUAAAUGUAUUCAUUAUGUGAUAUCCAUGAUCAGGACAUUUUCAUACUCA
Molecule: messenger RNA, 2627 nt
Organism: Solanum tuberosum (potato)
Lineage: Eukaryota; Viridiplantae; Streptophyta; Magnoliopsida; Solanales; Solanaceae
Exons: 7
Coding region: 228-2243 (671 amino acids)
Source: RefSeq, a predicted model, not a curated record